UCCUCAUUCACCAGCCUCACUUGUUCAUUCGUUCGGUCUGUCGAUCAAAAUAAAAAAGAAUUAAAACUGCGUUAUGCAAGAAUAAAAUGUUAAUUAAAAACUUAUUUUAUAUUAAUACAAACAUUAAAAACAAUUAAUUUAUUUAAUUUAAAAGUGACUUUUUCAUAUUUCUUAAACAAAAAUGUAUCGAAUGCUCUCGGUUAAAAGUUCAACAUUACAAAAUGUUCGGCUAAUUGUUGGACAAUGUGCUCCGAAAUUUGAUUUAAUUGCUGCGCAACGAACUCUCCAACCUAAUUUUUUACCAAUUUCAUCAGACAGCAUUAUUCUGCAGCCAUCGGAUAAGUUGAGGAUUUCUCUUCAGCCAUCCUUGGAGCGCCAUCAAUCGACACACAGCAGUUCUGCAACCAGCAGCCAGGAACCAGUGAAGAAAAAGCGAAAAUCUAGACCGAGAUUCGCUAAAUAUGUUGAAUUCCUUGAAGUGACUGAUUCAAAGCCCAUGGAACGCAAAGCCAAACUGAAGCGUUUAAAGGCCGAAAAACUGGCAGAAUUUAUUGCAAAAACCCAACAGAAGAUCCUUGAAAAACGUGCAAAGAUGGCCAAGAGCUCCUCUCCGAAGGUCAAAGCCAAUGCUGCCGCUCGUAGUUCCGCCGCUGCAUUCAGCACAAGUUCAUUGUCAACAUCAAUAGGAUCAUCACUGAAACAACCAGUGGAAUAUCAAAAAAUCGACUCGGAUGUCCUCAACAACUCAAUUCACCAUCCUGCGGUUUUUGACGAGAAACCGCUGAUUUUCCUCGGCAAACAUGCCAAGCGAAUCGCCCAACCUGAAGACAUCAAAAACAUAACAACAAGCUUCAAUAAUUUCCGAGAAUACGUCGAAGCCAUGGGACACGAAGCACACGACCCUGAAGGACUUUUCAUUGAGGAAGGAAUUCCUGACAUAGUUGACAUUGCUCAACCCAUUGAACCGUAUAUUCCCGCAAAUCAUCAAAAUCACACCCCAAAGAAACAUAUUUUGGAAGCAAAAUUAAAACAGUCGACUUACAAAUCGAAGUAUCACAUAAACGAAGACCAAGAGCGCAUAGCUCGAGAGCAGGCUUUAGUAAUAAAUUUGAAUUCCUACCUAAAGGCUUGUGUUUCUUCGGGAUUGGUUAAUCGAGGUAUGACAACGAUCCUAUCCUAUCGGCAGAGAGCUAAAAAGAGGAAAGAUUCAACAAACUUUCCCAUCGACCUCUACAAUAUUCUGUUGCAUGGUUACGCCGAGAAGGGAAGCUUCGAUAGAUUCAAGGAUAUUAUUGCUGUCCUCAAAGAGGACGGAAUUCCUUUCAAUGAACAGACUUUUGCAGCUAUUUUUGAAUGCCUCGGUCGUGCGGAAGAAUCGGAUCACAAUUUGAGACUCAUUCAAAAAUACAUCACAAAAGCUGAGAAAAUGGGAAUAUCAAUAAACUCCAUUAUGGAUAAGAGUAAAUUUGAGUUCGAUCGAAAGGAGAUUGCGCUGGAUGCCAUUCGACGAAUUGAACCUGAUUUUGUGCCCCAAUACACUCCUCCAAAUUAUGACUACAACAAUGUCCUCCUAAACGAACUGAAUCAACACGGAAAUGAGGAAUCAACUACCAGGAGUCCCAUCAUGAGAUCAAAGGAAGGAUUCACAAGAGAACAACUUCAACAAAUGGCCAGGGAUCAAUUGAAAAUCGAACUUGAAGGCUCGCUGACCAUAAAAAGCAUUGAAAACACCAAAGAAUUUGCUAAUGCUGAUUUUUGUCGUAAGAAAAUGGAAGAACUCUACACCCUCUGGAAGUCUCAAAUCGACGCAGCAGUCAAGCGGGAUUUGAAUACCCUCCGGGCACAAAUUCGUUACAAUUCCCAUGGAAAUAUGACCUACUACACUUAUUUGAAGAUUCUCGAUAGUGGACAGUAUGUGGAUAUCCUUCUGAAGGAGAUUCGAAUGCUUGCUGAAGGCUCAGAGACCUACAGUCCAACUGUGGGGCAGUUAUAUAAGAAUCUUGGAAUGAAAGUUCAACAGAGGUAUCAAAUCGAACAACAAAAACGAAAUGGAAUCUUGGAGAAAGUUGGCGAAAUCUACACAAGCUAUUGCGAUAAAUGGGAAGAGGGUGUGACCAAUGAUAACCCACGACAAAUUUGGCAACGUUUGGUACAUGAAAAUCGAGCCACAGGUCCCAGUAUGGAUAUCAUUGAUGUGCCAUGGCCUAAGAAUGUUCUAGCUGGAGUUGGACGGUUCCUCUAUAACAUCCUGAUGAGAGACAUCAAAAUUGAUUCGUUCAUCUUGAGGGCGAAUACCAAAAACAAGCAAACUAACUUGAUGCCUGCUUUUUAUACGCUCUUCAGGAAUCAAGGAAGAUUGAUGAAGGAGGAGGUGAAGCCACAUCCUGUUCUGGCGAGACUUCUUAGAGCUUCGCGGCAACAAACUUUGACAUUCGAUUCGAAUCUCGUGCCGAUGCUAUGCCCUCCACAGCCUUGGAGUACUCCACACAAUGGUGGAUAUCUUCUUAACAAAUCAGAGCUAAUUCGACUUCCUCAUCAGGCUGUGCAACAAUUGCAGAGGAUUAAAGACGCGAAUCCUCAAGAUCUCUAUCCAGCAUUAGAUUCCCUCAAUCAAUUAGCUAGUAUUCCGUGGAGAGUUAAUACAGAUAUCCUUGAUGUCAUAAUUGAAGUUUUCCAAAACGGUGGAAAUGACAAAUUGGAUGUUGCCAAGCCUCCAAAUUCCCUGCCAUCCUUACCCAAAGUCCCAGAUCGUGAUUCGGGACUUUCGAAUGCCGAGAGAGCAAAGCUUUUCAAGGACAAGAUGCUGCAUCGUCGGAAGCAGAGUGAGAUGUACAGUUUGUGGUGCGACUUGCUCUACCGCUUGUCUUUGGCUAAUCAUUAUCGGGAUAAAGUAUUCUGGCUGCCACAUAACAUGGACUUCCGAGGUCGUGUCUAUCCACUUCCUCCACAUUUGAAUCAUCUUGGUUCGGAUUUAGCUCGAUCGAUGUUGAUUUUUGAUCAGGCUCAGCCAAUGGGUGAGGAUGGCUUCAGUUGGUUGAAGUUACACUGCAUUAACUUGACUGGAAUGAAGAAACGUGACUCGGUGCGGGAGAGACUGCUCUAUGCCGAGGAAGUGAUGGACGAUAUCCUAGAUUCUGCCGAUAACCCUCUAACCGGGCGUAUGUGGUGGGCGAAAUCCGAUGAACCAUGGCAGACGCUUUCGUGUUGUCAGGAAAUCGCUAAAGUCUAUCGCUGUCCAGAUCCUGCCAAAUACAUGAGUCGAUUCCCGAUUCAUCAGGAUGGCUCUUGCAAUGGUUUGCAGCACUAUGCCGCUUUGGGGCGUGACAACGCAGGAGCGAUAAGUGUGAAUUUGACUCCCUCCUCGAUUCCGCAAGAUGUAUACAGUGCUGUGGCGUCGUUGGUGGAGAAAAUGCGAAAGACCGACUCUGACAAUGGACUGCAUGUGGCUCAGGUGCUGGACGGUUUCGUCCGUCGCAAGGUAAUCAAACAAACCGUUAUGACCACAGUCUAUGGAGUGACGCGCUAUGGAGCUCGUCUCCAAAUCGCACGUCAACUCAAAGACAUCGAUAACUUCCCCAGCGAAUGGGUGUGGCCAGCGUCGACUUAUCUCACAACAAAGACAUUCGAAAGUCUUCGGGAGAUGUUCACGUCGACCAAAGAAAUUCAAGACUGGUUCACAGAGUGCUCACGACUGAUAUCGGGUGUUUGUAAUCAGAACGUCGAAUGGGUGACUCCUCUGGGGUUGCCAGUUGUGCAGCAUUACAAUCGCAUGGACCACAAAAACGUCCCCAAGAGUCAGAGUGUUUCGUCGACCAUGUCAAUGGACAUGUACGAGAAACCGAAUAUUAUGAAACAGAAAAAUGCCUUCCCUCCUAAUUUCAUUCACUCCCUCGACUCCAGCCAUAUGAUGCUAACUUCUUUACACUGCGAACGCAAGGGGCUGACAUUUAUUUCGGUGCAUGAUUGUUUCUGGACACACGCGUGCACAGUACCUGAUAUGAACAAGAUCUGCCGUGAACAAUUCGUGGCCCUUCAUUCACAGCCAAUUCUUGAAGAUUUGUCCAAAUUCCUUCAAGAGAAGUUUAGUUUUAGUGAAUCAGAGAUUGGCAAAACUGGUUCUUCCGAAGAUAUGGCGAAAAGAAACUUAAAUAGAGCUUUGCGACAGCUACCCAAAAAAGGAGACUUCGAUUUGAAUAAUGUAUUAAAUUCAGUUUAUUUCUUCAGUUAGACACAAAAGACCUUCCACAAAACACUCACAAAAAUAGACAAUAUUAUAAAAUUGCAACAAAAUCAAAUAAUUGCAAUUUGCAAUUUUUCCUUAAAAAGUGAUAUAUUUGAUUCUAAUUUUCUUUUCUUUCAUUCAAACAUUUCUUAUUUCUUAUGUUAUUCUUUUGUAAAUUGUAAUCAUUUUCAUAGCAAAGUCGCAAGUAGGAUUAUUUAUUUGUUUUAAGAGGAAGCCGCAGCCGCCGCCGAUUUGUAUUGUUGUACUUUUUAAUAACCAAUAUCAUUCGAAAUAAAUAUAAAAUCACGUAAAAUAAAAUUAAA
Molecule: messenger RNA, 4545 nt
Organism: Eupeodes corollae
Lineage: Eukaryota; Metazoa; Arthropoda; Insecta; Diptera; Syrphidae
Gene: mtRNApol
Product: DNA-directed RNA polymerase, mitochondrial
Exons: 14
Coding region: 182-4228 (1348 amino acids)
Biological process (GO): mitochondrial transcription
Cellular component (GO): mitochondrial DNA-directed RNA polymerase complex
Molecular function (GO): protein binding; mitochondrial promoter sequence-specific DNA binding; DNA-directed RNA polymerase activity
Source: RefSeq, a predicted model, not a curated record